Caenorhabditis bovis is the source of this 471-nucleotide messenger RNA. The record is from the annotation of a GenBank genome assembly. NCBI's taxonomy places the organism in Eukaryota, Metazoa, Nematoda, Chromadorea, Rhabditida, Rhabditidae.
AUGAGAAUCACGAAGUUGUUAUUCAACCGGAUUCGUGAAUUUAAAGAAGCUAAAAGGAUAAACUUGUCAUUUAGUGGAUGUGGUUUCUUAGGAGCUUACAACUUUGGAGCUGCAUAUUGUCUUUUCACAGAAUCUAAAAACCUCAUCUCACGAGUUGAUCGUUUUUCUGGAGCGUCAGCUGGUAGUCUUGUAGCGGCAUUAUGUGCAUUAACUCCAGAAAAAAUUGAUUCUGCUAUUGAAGCUCUUUAUUCAAUUGGCGAUGAAGUGCACUCGCUACCACUUGGAGCUAUGACCCCUGGAUAUUAUAUAAGCGAAAGUCUUUUGAAGCAUAUGAUCAACUUCUUGCCAGAAGACGUCUCCCCAGCUCAAAAUAAGCUUUUUGUUUCCGUGACAAAAUUAAACCCAGUGAAUAAUGUGCUAAUCAAUAACUUCGAUGAUCGAAACCACCUAAUGGACGAUCUGCUCCUUUAA